This is a messenger RNA of Musca vetustissima, 1865 nucleotides long. RefSeq names its product dnaJ homolog subfamily C member 2. The transcript is spliced from 3 exons. The record is from RefSeq and is a predicted model, not a curated record. The coding region runs from base 1 to 1857 and encodes 618 amino acids. Gene Ontology annotation, biological process: regulation of translational fidelity; 'de novo' cotranslational protein folding. Gene Ontology annotation, molecular function: Hsp70 protein binding; ribosome binding. Lineage: Eukaryota; Metazoa; Arthropoda; Insecta; Diptera; Muscidae. Gene Ontology annotation, cellular component: cytosol.
AUGAUAGAUUUUGUGGAAGUUCUUUGUCCUUUCGGUACCUAUCGUAGAAAAGUUGAAAAGGUCGGCGCUGCCUAUCUGAAUUCCAAGAAGAGACAACAAAAUGAUCACAUCGAAAGAAGUGCAUCUGAGGAAAAACUUUUAAACGAUGAAUUUGAGGUUGACAUUAAUUAUCUCAAGUCUCUAGACCCAAAGGAAUGGAAAAAUCAGGACCACUAUAAGGUUUUAGGGCUUGAAAAACUGAGAUUUAAUGCCACAGAUGAUGAUAUACGUCGAGCCUACCGAAAGAUGGUUUUACAGCAUCAUCCCGACAAACGCAAAGCAAAGGGCGAAGAGAUAAAGACAGAUGACGACUAUUUUACAUGUAUAACAAAGGCUUAUGAAACCCUAGGUACGCCCAAAACGAGACGUUCAUUUGAUUCGGUGGACCCUGAAUUUGACGACUCGUUGCCCACUCAAUCGGAGAUUGAAAGCAACUUCUUCGAGUCUUUCCAGAAAUACUUUGAACUGAAUGCGAGAUGGAGUGAAAAAAAGAAUGUCCCUUCCUUUGGCGACAUGAAUUCCACAAGAGAAGAGGUUGAGCGAUUCUACAGUUUUUGGUAUGAUUUUAAGUCUUGGCGCGAGUUUAGUUACUUGGAUGAAGAAGAUAAAGAAAAGGGCCAGGAUAGGGAUGAGCGUCGAUGGAUUGAGAAAGAAAAUAAAGCGGCACGUAUAAAACGGAAGAAGGAAGAAAUGAUGAGAAUUCGAGCUCUAGUGGAUUUGGCAUACAACAAUGAUAAACGCAUUCAAAAAUUUAAAAAUGAAGAGAAGGAGAGAAAAUUGGCCGCAAAACGUGCAAAAAUGGAUGCAGCACAGGCUCAAAAGGCAGAACAAGAGCGAGCUCUGCGAGAGGCACAGUUGGCGAAAGAACGCGCUGAAAAGGCUGAACAAAAACGAAUAGAGCAAAUAAGGAUCGAAAGGGAACAAGCAAAAAAGGCUAUUAAAAAGGAAAGGAAGCUACUUAGAGAUAAAGCCAAAGAAAAUAAUUAUUUCGGAAACAAUGAUAAAGAUGUCCUUAAAAAUAUGGAAGGCGUAGAAAAGAUAUGCGAAACAUUCUCACUGGCCGAAUUGCAAGAAUUAAACAAAAAAAUGGAAAAAUCAGCAAAGGACUCGUUUUUCGGAGCACUCAAAAAAGCGGAUAUGAAAAUAAAAGCGGAACUUGAAGAGGUGAACCAAACACAAAACAAAGGCAAAAACAAUACAAAAUCGGAAACUGUUAUUAAGGAAGUUAAAAAAACCGAGCUAUGGAGUAACGAAAAUGUGCAGCUGCUCAUCAAGGCUGUGAACCUGUUUCCUGCGGGAACAUCACAACGUUGGGAUGUAAUUGCAUCGUUUAUUAAUCAGCAUUCAACAGUGGAGGUUAAUAUAACAGCCCGAGAUGUCCUCAACAAAGCAAAGGCAUUGCAACACAGCGAUUUCUCUAAAAAUACUCUUAAAACACAAGCUAAUGAUACAGCUUUCGAAAAUUUUGAAAAAUCAAAGAAAGAAGUUGUGACGUCUUCCGACAUCACUGUCAAUACUGAAAUAUCGUCAGAAAGCGCCGGUAACAGUGAAUCCAAAGAAAACCAAUCUAAUGGCAAUAUAUCGAACUCCACAACCGUUAAUUCGAAAACACAAAAGGCAACAUCAAAGGCAUGGACAAAGGAAGAACAAGCUUUAUUAGAGCAAGCCAUCAAGACCUACCCAAUAUCGACGCCAGACCGUUGGGAUCGGAUUGCAGAAUGCAUUCCCAACAGAUCAAAAAAAGAUUGUCUCCGGAGAGUAAAGGAAUUAGUUGAACUUGUUAAUUCUAAAAAAGAAGCUCAGCAGUUGGUGAAAUGACUUUGAAA